Durusdinium trenchii is the source of this 552-nucleotide messenger RNA. The record is from the annotation of a GenBank genome assembly. Lineage: Eukaryota; Dinophyceae; Suessiales; Symbiodiniaceae.
AUGCAGCUUCUUCAUUUCGUUUCAGAACCCUGGAAGUCCCUGUUUUUUGACCUUGUCAAACAGGCCUGCGACUCUGCAAAACCAGAAGUUCGAGUUCAGAAACGGAAGUGGCGCCAGGCAUUUCGGAGGGAUCUCACGCACUUCUACGCCGAACACUUCAUCUUCGCGAACCCUGCCAUUAACCUGACCACCGUGUCCCGCACCAUCGGGGAGGAUCAGCUGGUGGAGGAACUGGUGCUAAGCCUCAACCACGACCGGAUGGUCCACUGGAUGCUGCCCGGCGUGCCCCCAACGGGGCGACAUAUCACCGUGCCACUGGUGGCCAUCGUGCGCUUUGCGGUGGAUCCAACGGAUGAGAAGUGGAAGUUGAAGCAUGAACAUAUCUACUGGGACCAGGCCUCUGUACUGGAGCAGCUGGGUCUUCUCAAGAACUUCGUCCACACCUACCCCGGCGUGGCGCUCGGUGCCGUGCAAGCGCAGUCGGUGCUGCUGGGGCAGGGGGCGAAUGCAGGGCGACAGAGUCGCGGAGAAGCGCCCGAAGCCGAGCUCUGA